This is a messenger RNA of Porites evermanni, 12499 nucleotides long. The record is from the annotation of a GenBank genome assembly. Lineage: Eukaryota; Metazoa; Cnidaria; Anthozoa; Scleractinia; Poritidae.
UGACAGGAAAGCGCGCGAACCAACAUGGAUGGUGAGUGUAAAUUGCUUCAAAUUUUAUCGUAAAAUAUCAUUAUUUUUAUUGUCAGUUUCUUCUCCCUGCUUACGUCAAUGUUUUGUGGAUGUCAAUAUUUUAGUUCCGAUGGUUGAGCAGGCGCUUGCUCGCUACAAAUGCGAUGCAAACACGGCGGUUCGCUUCAAACUUGGUAAGAGAUAGGGACCAAAAACAUAUACCGUAAAAUCCUUUUGAUAAAGUUUCUUCUAGUGUAGUUAUAAUUUACGAUAUUGAGCACAAGACAAUACCACUGUUAAUCAAACAUGGUCACAGCUCAAUGUCCAAUGGCGUUCAAUUACUGAUUACAAUCAGGACGUAUCUAAUCGAUAGAAAUCGAUCAUCGAAAAUGUAAUCGAUUAAUUGAUAAUACUCGAUAGUACUCGAUAUUUGUCGAUUGAUUAGUCAAAUCGAUAAUCACAAAUUUUGAUUUUUGUCGCAUAUAUCGAAAUCGAAAAUCAAAAACGUGACCUGAUCUUAUCAUAACACUGCGUAACACUUACCUUCAAGCUUACCUUGGAAUCCGCUUUGUUGAGAAAGAUGAUAUUACUUCUUUCUCCAAUGUGAUCUUUGUGAAGGCGGAAAUGACAAUUGCGUUACGGUUGCCUUGUUUAUAGUUUGGAGGAGGUUAAUGUUGAAAUAUGAAACAGAACGAGAAGAGGACUCGAGAUAUCGUAACAACAAGCAUGACUUUAAUCGUGAAGGCGGAAACGAUAGUUUCGUAACAGUGGCAUUGUUUAUGUUUUAAUCCUUUUCAAUUUCAAAAUUUAUUAAAAAUCCUAUAGUAAAUCUUAAAUAAAGUGUAAAUGGAAUGUUUUUCAGUUCAGUUUGGACUACUGUGUAUUAGUUCAAAUGAGUUGUGACUCAUUCUAGCGUAAAACUGAGAACUUUAUGAAAGAGAAUCUUCGUCCAUUUUCUUUUCGAUCAUUGUCAAACAAAUCGAUAAAAUCAAUAGCUAAUUACAGAAAUUGAUCAAAAUCGAUAAUCACAAAGACGCGAGUGAUCGAUUUCUAUCAAUUUCCGAUAGUAAUUGAUUGAUUAGUAUCGAUUACGAUUAAUUACGUUCAAUUUCUAUCGAGUAUCAAAAACAUCGAUUAGAUAUGUCCUGUUACAAUUUAGGUGAUCAUUUACUGUCUGGUUUGGGUCAUUCCAAAAAAGGGUAAUAGCCACAGCCCCCUAUAGACAAGGUAAGAUAUAACUUGACCCUUGAGAAAAUAAAAAAAGAUUGACAAUGUGCCGACACAUUGCCAUAUUUGAAUGAGCCCCCUUCCCCCCCAUUUUUUCUCAUGCCUCUCAGAAAUAUUCCGGCAAAGAUCAAAGGUGCUGACACAGCCUAGCCUGGUAGUAGAAAUAGCUUUCAAAGUCCCCUUAGAAAAUCUCAUCCAUGCGAGGAGAUGUGGAUAUUAAAUGGAAUGUCCACCACUUUUUAGAUUCUUGAUAUAAAGUGCCUUGUGUUUUUUUUUUGGUAUGAGAAACAGUGGGACUGAUAUGAAAAGCAGAGAGACUUUAUACUAAACAGAAUAUCACAAAAGAAAUGGCAACAAAUGACAGUGGCAGAUCCAAUCCAUGCCUUCAUAUAAAGGGGGGCCAGGUCUCAAAAAAACCUUUUUUGGCUCUUUGGGCCUCUUAUUUGUACUAUAAUCAGAGAACUCUAAAAAACAAAAAAAAGCGUCAUAUUCCCGAUAUAAAAACAAAACUGAAAAAACACAAAAACCCAGCUGCGUGAGACACCUACUCCAUGAAGAAAAAAGAGAUGCUAAAUUAAAAUGAUUUUGUCUAGUGUGUUGUGGUUCGGGUUGGUACAGUGGGGGGUUGGGGGCGGGGGCCUGGAUCUGCCACUGAACGACAUUGAAAAGGGGUUGAAACUGUGACAAUGACAUGGAAAAUUACAAAUACAGUAGUCAAAUAUCAACAGCUACAUGGCCUCCUUUUCAAUAUGCGAAACGACUUCAUUGAAAUUCAGACUUGGGACAUAGGUAUCCUCUUAAGAGGGCUUUCUAUAACCAAACAAAUUUUUUUUAUUGCAGUUCAGUGUGAGAAUGAUGUAUUCGACAAAGGAAAAGAGUUUCAGCCAGCGUUUUCUCAUCAGAUAUUUGGACAAAAGUGAGUGGUUGUUAAUAAACCAAAAUAAGGUUCAGGGGUUUGCUGUCACAGAUGGAGGCAACUUGUUUUCCUUCACUUCACCAUAGGGACCUUAAGAUCCGAGGACGGUGACGGCAGAGAAAACGUUGCUGAAAAAGUGAAUUCGCGUUCUUUCAAUCUUCAUCGCGAUUACUCCAAGUCACUAACUUUUUCAAAUGUAGGCGAACCAUCCUAAAGUUGAAUUCCUAAGAACCAUAUCCAAGUGCAGAAAGGAGAGAAGAAAUUUCAUCGUCGCUUGUGUACUUCCUCCGUACAACGUGAAAUUAGGCAUUUUCUCGUCGUAGUCCUGCAGUGACUGCAAUGAAAUCUACAAAAAAGCGUGAUGCACGUGCAAAAUUGUUGUUUUGCUAAUAAAUUAAACCUAUUGCUUUUGUGGCGUUCUCGUUGCCAUCGCUGUCAUUGGAUGUUAAGGUUCCUAUUAGCCCAUUACAGUUACAGGUGGAAACAAGGUUGGAGCUGACCUUGUUUAUGAUACAACCCUGCCAGCUUUAUUAUGUAGAUCAAUGUUUCUACUAUAUAAAUCAUGUUGUUCUUAAUGCUAACUAGUAUUUUUAAGCCUAAUCUUCCUAAUGAAAAGGAAAGAGGUUUGUAUCACAACAAAGUCAACCUCAACCUCACAUUUACUCAAAGGCUUGGAAACUAAGCCCACAACUGGAAAGCUGCCUUCGUAUAGACAUAAAAAAUUGUAAGUUAUAUCUGAUUCUUUCUAAUCAUUCUCUAGCGGGAGAAGACAGCCAACUUUUUUGCGACGGCACCACUAGCAAAUUUUCAUCCACUCAGAAGCACCACCCAGAUCUGAAUUUUUGCACUCGUUUCUCGGAUGUCAUUUUGCAGGGAACCAGUGGUGAAGUCACAAAAUUAUGGUAUUUUUCCUUAGGUUAAUUAUUCUCUACACAUACCAUUACCAGAAAAGAUGAUGUUAUUGUCUUCUAAUUCUUUUGUUUUCUUGUGCAGUGAAACCAUCUUUGGAUAUAGCAAUUUGGAAGUGCAGGUAUACAAAUUAUUAACUGAUGUACACUGUGGUACAACUUUCUACACUGGUGUUGCACAUAGACAUUGUUUAUUCUCAAAUUUUGGUUAUAAACUGAGAAGACAGAUUUUGUUUAAAUUCAAUUGAAAGUAUAUUAUUAUUGAGGCAAAAAAAUAAACAAGCAAAAUAAAGAAAACUACAGUUUAAUUGUAAAAAAGUCAUUUUUUUCUACUAAAAAUGUAUAAUAUAUAUUUUUAGUAGAAAAAAAUGACUUUUUAUAUUUUCUAGUUGUACUAUCAUAGUGGCAGCCUGUUGACCUAUAUGGGGAUGAAACACGAUGGAGAAGUGAACAGCAAAAUUGUAAAUGGAGUUGAGGUAAGUGAUAUGAUAGUAAAUACGCACCAGUCUCAUAUCGGUAAACACUGUUUAACCCUUGGAUUCUACAAUCUUGGACAAAAAUGUUAGGAAAAAUGGACAUGACCAUAUCUAGUUUCAAGAUAAAGCUCGUGAAAGCACUGGCAACUACAAAAUACAACCCCUUCCUCCAAAAAAACAAUGUUGAAGCCCAGAUGGAUUAUUUCUGGCCUCGACUAAACAGUUUUGACUAGGGUGGGGUGAGAAGAUCAGAGGGACCAUAACAGUACCAAAUUUGUGGGAUACACAUUCUGUAGGUAAGAAAAGUGCAAAAUUCUUAACACUUUUUGUCCACGAUUGUAGCAUAAUAUCCUUAACCCUUCAUUCUCAGGGGUGUAUUCAUUGAAUUUUCUUCUGGUACAUUUCUCAGGGAGAACUGCCUUUUAGGAAUCAGGACUGUGCUCUAAGAAACAUAUGAGAGGGAACCUGGCAUAUAAUUUUUUUCUGAAAAAAACUAUGAUUUUCUAGUGGCCCAAGAGUGAAAGUAAGACAACAGGGGCCAACAGUAGCUGUCCCUUUAAUAAAGAACUUUGAAAACACUGGUAAAAGAGGGGGUUGUAAGAGUUUGGGGUCCUACAUUUUGUGGGAAAUUUUUACUUUAACCUGCUGUAUUGCAUUAUUGUAUUGUAUGCCUUGCAUUAUUAUUUUUAUGAACCUCCCUGGGCUAAAUUGUUAAUCCCCAUCGUUUUCUUUUUUGCAGCCUGACCCUGUUCUGAGUGACAUUGCCAAAAAUUACCCCGCAGGUAGGUAAUUAUGAUAAUAAUGCUGAUGAUGAUGACGACAAUGACGACGACAAUACAGAUAUACAUAUAAAAAUAAUUAUGAUCUUCAAGGAAUUGAAUCAGGUGGGAAUAAUUGUAACCAUUUUGUUCUCUCUGGGUUAUUUUCAAUUUUUGCCUUAUCCUUGAUAUUGUAUCAUUCUAGGUUGUCUGACAAAUUUAGAUGAGUUUAUUGCAAAACUUCCUGAAGAAGCCAAAUUCACCCCAAUGGGAGAGUUGCUUCAUUCAUACAAGUGCAGUGAUGUCGAGUAUGAAAUCUAUAAGGUAAUAUUUUAUUAUGUUAGCCUGAGCCACUUCGCAGUACUUUUUUGUAACUUUUCUUUAAGUAAUGAUAACUCCAUGCAUAUGCUCUAUGCUCUUAAUUCUUAGUCAUGUUCCUUUUUAACCCUGAUUCACAUAUUUCUAGACCAAUGAACUAAACUUAAAUUCCUUCCAUUAAUGCACCUUAUUUGAGUGUCAAUGUAUUUAGUACAACUUGGACCCUAUUUUUACGUCUCCUGCCAGAGAUGGGACGGGACUGCCAUUUUACGUGGUCAUCUGAGCCAUGAAAAGGUCUAGCAGUUUGCAGGGCAAAGACAGUACCUUCAUUUCUCCAUUCCGUUAAGACCUGGAGUAUUGGUCCAGGAUAAGACCCUGAAUUUCUCUCAACUAUACCGUAUAAUAUUACUGCCAGUGCAUAUUUCCAAACAAAGAGGCAAAAUGACCUACACAGUUAAAAAGUUCUACUGUGUGCAUCGUAAUUUUUUAUAUGAUUAAGAGGAAAUUUAAUCCCCUCACUUUGUCCUCUUGGGAGAUGAUUUUUUUGCCGUAGGCCUAAAUAUGUUAGAGUGAGAAAUAUUGUCUGACAGUCUAAGUGUGGUGAUCAUGUAUUCCCCAGGCCGAUGUUAUGACACCAAGACUCAAGGAUUAUCAUAAAAGACUCCAGACGUUUUUGUUAUGGUUCGUUGAUGGGUCAUCAUACAUAGGUACAAACAGUAACAAGUACAUCCAAAGUUAAAGAAUAUCAGUAAUUUCCAGUGAUUUUGUUACAAAUAGUUAUGGUGAGUCCUGUGACUCAUCUUGUGAAAAAUCAUGAGUUCUAGUCCAGAACCAAUGAGCCCCUGUUAAAAAAAGAGUUUGAAAUUGAAAAUGCUUGGGCCUUUAUGUAACCAGACAGUUAAUCUGAAGACAGGCUCCAAAAAUCUGUAUUACAGUAUACUGAAAUUAAAAUACAGUCCUUCUAUUUCAAAGCACAACAAAGGCUGAAAGAUCUAUGCAUUGUUAAGCAACAGCCCUAAAUGCUGCAGAAAUUACAGGAACGGGCCGGGUAUUUCUACAAACACACAUGUUCAAACUUAAAACGCAUGCCAUAAAUAAUUUUGCAUCUUUAAAGAUUUUUAUGUGUCAGGGAUGCAGGACGCAGAUGUAACAAAAUCACUGAGUUUCUUAGUGUUGUUGACGGAUAUGAUUAGCAAAUGAUGUAAUACAAUGAUUGAAAAGACACUGUCCAAUACCCACAACACAAUACAAUCCUAUGUACAAUGCCUUCUGCAACACCAAGAAAUACCCAGUAUGUCCAUCUCACUAUUUUGAAUAAUCUGCCCUAGAAAUAAGAUCAGGAUGGUAGGUAUAAUGCCCUGAUGUACCUUUGUAAAGAUUUUGUCUGCUAAAACCAGUAUAGUCACUAUUUAUUUCUGUGCUGUCUCAUUUAGAUUCAGACGAUGAAAUGUGGACAUUCUUCCUUUUGUAAGUAAUGAAUUUAAGAUUUAACUUGGUGUACUUCCUUCUUUCUAACAUUAUUUUAUAUCUAAAAAACUUUUAAGACAUCUUUCUUAACCGUUGGUGUACAUAUUCUUUGCAGAUUUGAGAAGAGAAAAGAGGCCGGCAAUGUCUAUUACAGUAUUGUGGGCUAUUCAACAGUCUACCAGUACUAUGCGUACCCUGAUAAGAUAAGGCCUCGUAUAAGGUAGAUUUUUAUCCUUCUUUUUGUACUCCUCAAGUUUUAGUUAAAAGUCAUUUUGUAGGUAGACAAAAUUUGAUCAAGGCUGCUACCAAGGCUGUCAUUUAGAAGCGGGGGUCGGGGAUUUCCCCUGGCUACUAUGUUCUUGGCCCCCAGCUUCUUUCAUAGGAAAAUAGAAGAACAAUAGAACCAAAAGAAACCUCUAGCUGUUUUAUUCCCUGCCUACUUGCUGUAUUUACCCGGCAACUUGAAAUCUUAUUGACAUCCCUGUGUUACAAAGGGGCGUGGCCAGGGGACAGGGAUUUUCCCAGGCUCCUACAAGUAUGACCACCAGCUACUUUCACAGGAAAAAAAGGAAAACUGAACCAAAAGAACGUCUUAGCUUUUCAAUAUUCCUUAACUACUAGUAAUAUUAUUUAGCCAGUGCAUUUUAAGACGGAAUCCACCAGGAAAUUGAGUAUUUUGAUUAUUAGUGGACAAAAACCUUGUGCCAGAAUAAUUUAAAGAAUAUUACAUUCUUUUUCACAGUUUCCAAGGCCUAAAGAUAUAAUUAGUCAUCUGUAAUAACACCAAAGAAAAUUUCCCAUGGGAGUCCGAGAAAAUGAAUGUCAAAUUUCACAAGAAUUGUGAAAACACAGGUAAAAUUUUGAAAAUUUCAAGUGUAAGAUGUAAUUUUGUGAAGUUUGACAUUCAUUUUCUUGGGCUCCCACAAGAAAUUUACAUUGGUGUUACUACAGAUGACUAAUUACAUCUUUAGCCCUUCAAAAAUUUAAAAAAUAAUGCAAUUUUCUUUAAAUUAUUCUUGUACAAGGUUUUUGUCCACUGAAAAUUAAAAUUACUCAAUUACCUGGUGGAUUCCUUUUUAAAAUCUGAGUAACAACCCUGCUUGACCCUUUGACUUUGUAGUCUAUGUGCAUGCAAUUAGGAAAUUAGGGACAUAGUUGACGUUGAUUUUAUUUAAGACACAGAAUUUCCCCUGAAAAUAGAGAUUCCAUUACUUUUUGCUCUUUGUUUUUUCUUUACAGUCAGAUGCUUAUUCUUCCUCCUUUUCAAAGACAAGGACAUGGAGGUAGACCAUUUAACUACAAAUUCAACUGUGCAUUUGUUACAAACUGGCAUCAAUAAUAGAGUCGAACCUCUUGUAAGAGGUCACCCAAAAUGUGAAGAGUUAGUGGUUGCUUACAGAAGUGCUCAUUUACCAGAGUUGAACUGCAGGAAAUCUUUAACAAGGAGAAGUCCAGACGCAUCUACUUUUUGGAGAGAAUGUAUUGCAUGCAAUUUUUAGGUUACAAUAACGUGAACCCAUGUUGUUUCUUACAGUUUCCUCAUACUCUGAGUAACCAUAAUACAUACCCAGGAGGGGUACUCCGGAUUUCAAGUGACAGGGAUGAUCGAAAAGGGACAAAAAUCAAAAUCCGAAAAAAUCCCUAGGGCUUCCGACAAAACCCAAAAAAAUCGGUAGACCAAAAAUUAACUCCCCAAAAAUCCCAUGCUGAAUUUCCGAGCCUUAGAUGGAGUGUAAUGCAUUAAAUAUUAAAACAGCUGCAAAAAUCCCCCAAAAGUUCAUAUACUUAAAUCAAGCCACCCAAAAAUAUACUUUUCCUGCCCAAAAAAAUCCCGGAAUCAAAAAUUUCAAACCCAGAAAAAUCCUUCAAUCAUCCCCGUCACUCGAAUUCCAGAGUACCACCCUAGGAACACAUACAUCAAAUACAUCUAAAGCAGUCAAACUAAAAUGCAGUUGCAGUCACUCUCAAGAGGCAGUCAUAUAUGAGAGGUUCCAAUUAUAAGGCUAUGACUGGGAAAAUGUUUGGUUUUGGAUAAACAGUCGCUUAUAGGAGGCGGUUGCUUAAUUACAAGAGGUUAUCACACAUGGAUGUUUGACUGUUUAAGAUUGUAUGGUUUGCUAUUAUCUUGUCAGUUCAGUUGCUCCAAACCGUUGAUAGAUUCUACGUCAAGAAUCCGCGGGUGCUAGACAUAACAGGUAUGUAUGAUUAUUUUUGAAGUUAUGACUGUGCCAUUGUACUGUAAAUGAUAGGACUAGGGUUCUUCAGAAGCUCUGAUGACUGGCAGAAAUUGCCAUUUAGCCACUACAGAAGCAUUGCCUAUUCUCAAAAAAUAAUUUUAGCGGCAUAAGAAAUCGUUGCAUUAAUUGUUUGUUAAUGCUUUUGUACAAUAAAAAAAAAUUAAAUGAAGCAAAUGUGGCUUAAUAAAGGUACUAUCUGAGACUGUCCAAUCAUCCCAAUCUCAUCAGGAUUGUCCCAAUUUUGCUUGAAAAUCCUGAAUCCUGACCAAUAUGUGAUUGGGAUAGCAAAAAUCUGGAUUUUGACACAGCAUGCAGAAAAAGUAGUGCCUGAUAGCCCGGGGCUAGUGGAUUUUGCUAUCGGGCUAGUGAAUUCUGUUAUUAACUUGCCCAACAGGCAAGUGAAGUUGAGUAAUUCAAAUUACAGAAGAACUGUGAAAUCAAUCUGCUCAUCAAAACGUUUUUUGGGCUAGUUGAAAUGAUAUUUGGGCCAGUAAAUGUAAGCUUCAUCUUGCCCAAAUGGCAAGCUGUAAAAAUGACUUCCUUUGCACGCUGUGACAUCUGUUCUGAUAUUUUCAAAUGAAUUGUUACGAUAUAAAUUUUAUACAAGAACACAAAAUAUACAAUAAAAUUGAGUACUUGCACAAGAAGCCAUGCAAAUAAAAAUAAGCAUAAAAAUGACAAUCGAUUUAGUGAAUGUUCUAGACAGUAAGUGUCCUCUCAGGAUGCUAGAAAUGGCAUUUCAGAGCAUCAAGAUUUCAAAAUUAUCUGGGAGAGCAGCCCGUCGCCCCCUUAGAGGCUCACGCCGUCGGCUCUCGCGUCAUCCAUAGAUGAUAGAAAAAUAUCCCGAUUUUACAUACUCAGAAGGUUGAACAGUCUGCUAUCACCAUGGCUAAAAUUCUCUCCCUAGCUGCUCAAAGUGCACUUUUUACCCUCGCUCUUCCUCUCCCCAAAGGCCUCCAGAAAGAUCUCCCUCAAUUGGAAGGUGGGUAACCCUCUCUCAUGACGUGCUUGAAUGCUUCCCCCAUAUAAGGCUAUGACAUGAUAACCCACCCUCUUCAGUGUCUUCCCUAGGUGGUGUGGUUUUGUUUACAGCCCUUGACGGCAGCUCUGUUUACAGCUGAACCCCACUUUAUGGACACAGCUUUGUCCCUGGGGAAAGAAGGCCUUUAUAUUUUCUCAAAGUCACUUUCUAUAGACCCAUCAGUGUCUUUAUUAACGGAGUUUGACUGUAUCAUUAUUUCCAGUAUUUGACUGGCACUCUGACCACUUAAAGGAGCUGUGUCACGAAAUUCAGACAAAUUAGGUAAUAAUUACAAAAUACCCGUUAAAUUAAGAUAAACAAAAAUAACCGCUCAAAACAUUAAAGGAAGUUUAAAAUAACACAACAGAAACAGCAGAUUCCACGGAUGGGCUAAACUGAAGAAGAUUGAAAAGGAUUGAAAUAAGGGUUUUUGAAAACUGUUCAGCCUAACAGUUUUUCGAAGUUGAUCCCCGCUGCUUGCAACUUCGAAAAUAAUGCUCAAGAGUACAGAUUUGAUUGCCUCGGAUCUCUGAUUUUGUCAUUUACAUAUAAUUUCUUUGCUUACUUCAAGUUCUAUAGCGACUGAGGGCGAGUAAUUGGCAAAACUAAACAAAAUGAACUGGACUGCCGUGACACAACCCCUUUAAUUCUCUACUUUCUGUCAAGUUAGAUCCAAACUCAAACAUAGAACAUGGCAGAUUCACAAAGUCCAAAAACUAUUCUCCAUCUUUUUCUUAGUGGAGGAGCCUUCAUCUGACUUCUUGAAGUUGAGGGAUUAUGUAGAUGCCUUAGAUUGCAGGAACCUGUCAGCAUUUUCACCGGAAAACUUACGAAGUGGCUUCAGUGAUAAAAUGGUGCAGCAAGCAAGAGAAGAACUCAAGAUCAACAAGGUAAAGAAUGAUGUUGAAACCCAGGUUCAGGGGCGUAGCCAGGAUUUUUCAAAGGGGGGGUCACAGACAGGGACACCAUCCGGGGAUUGCGGACUAUAAUGGUUUAUACCGCUGCUCUCCCUCAUGUAUCAGCGGGCUCAGUCUUAUUCUCUCGGCAUGAAGCGCCAUAUUAACUAAAGACAAGAGCCGUUGACGAAAAUACUUUACAAAAAAACAAGUUUUAAAGAAGUGGGCUUUUCAACAAUGGCUUUUACGGCCAAGAUAUUGUCAUGGCGUUUUGGCCACCUGAAUAUUGUUGGUUGUUUGCUCAAAAGAAGGCCUACCAAGGGGGGGUCACGGGCACUCCAGGACCCCCCCCCCCCCCCCCCCCCCCCCCCCCCCGGGGGGGGAAGUUUUUGUUACGGUGGGGGUCCUUUUUUUUUUUUUUUUUUUUUUUACUUUUUUUCACCUCUCCUCUUUUUUUCUUGUUUGUUCUUCCCAUUUUAUGUUACAAAAAAAAAAAUUUUUAAAGAGUGGGGUUUUUAAAAAAGGGUUUUUCGGGCCAGAUAUUGUUAUGGGGUUUUGGGCACCCGUAAUUUUUUGGGUUUUUUUGCAAAAAAAGGGCCCCCAAGGGGGGGGCACGGGGCCCCCAGGGCCCCCCCCCCCCCCCUAGCUAUGCCCCUGAGGUUGUAGUAUUAUUGAAAUGUCGUGGCCUCAUUUUUUUUUAUUUGCAUGAUUCACAUUUUACCAUGUCUCCUUUACUAAGUUACAGAUUCCAAAUACUUAAUUUCAUAUAUGUUGAAAUAUUACCUUGUAGCUUCAGUGCAGGAGAGUAUAUGAAAUUCUACGUCUCCGUGUGACAGAUCUUAGUAAUGCUGAGGAAUACAAGGCCUACAGGCUUGAAGUGAAAAACAGACUCAACAUUCCAUUCCAGGUAUGUAAAAUAAUGUAUAAGUUUUGGAUGUUAUCACAUGAACUAGGGAAGUUGCCCUCAUAAAUUAUCUUCUUUCUUCUCAGUUCCUGUCACUACCAUUUUUCUUUCUCCACCAUUCCUUUUCUCCCACACUAUAUAGUACAGGCCUGGCCCCGGUUGUUAAAACAUUAGAUAGCGCUAUCCACUGGAUAAAUAAUAAAUUAUUACUAUCCAAUGGAUAAGUAUUAGGGAAACCAAUUGCAUUAUUCAGUGGAUAGAGUGUUAUCCACCUUUUGAACAACUGGGGUGUGGCAUCUUGGUUACCACUCCCUUUUUUUCUCUUGUUCUCCUACCACCUUCCUUUUUGUCAUCCCCAUUUCUUGCUUUUUUUUUAGUUUCUGAUUUCUCUACCACUCCCUCUUCACAUUGUCAGAGGUAAUGCUCCCUAUCUCCCCAUCAUAAAAUAAUAGCUGGCUUUUGUUUAGUUCCCUCCCCAUUUUUUUUCUCUGCUCAUUCCUUAUUGCUUUUCUCACAGUCCUUCUCCUCCCGCCUCUCAGAUUCCACAUCCCUGUCUUUCCAAUAUCUUCCACUUCCCACUCCUUUUAUCUCAGUUCCACAAACGUUCUUCCCAUAACUGCCCCGUUAUCUCUGUUCCUGCUUUUCAUUCAUCCAGUUGUCAGGAAACAUCUUCGCUCUGACCACAUGACCCGAAACGCUUUGGCCGCACAGCAUAAUAAGGCCUAGGGACAAGGCAAAUUGUCACUCAUGCCGUUUUUCCCUGCUCCCACCCACUUUCUUCCUCAAUUUCCUUCAUUUUCCCUCUUUUGUUGAUUACUGAAGUUUGCCCUUUGGGAAUGACAAUCCCAUUGGCUCAAUACAGAACAGUUCUUAGAUGGAUUAUUCCAAUGUUAAUGCCAAUAAUGCACCCCACUGGAGAUCUGUUAUUCUUUUGGGCCACGUGUAGUAACGUUCAACAAUAUUAUUAUUCAUUUUCAGAAAGAGAAAGCUGAUAUGGAGAAAUUAAAACGUUUGUUGAAGCCUGAGGAACUGACUGCCACUCAGCAGACACAGCAUGAACGAAUGCAGUACCUGGAUCAAGUCUAUCAAGAGCUGGAAGCACAUUACAAGAAGACUAUAGAGAAAAUGGCUGCUUCUUAAUGGCUAUAAAUUGACUCUAGAUUUGAGUUAGUUUUGAGGUGUCAGUGAUUAAACUCUGAAGUCUGUUGUUAGAAACUAACAGAAAAAAUGUGAAGAACACCAUACACGGAAGUACUGCUCAGCGCAUUGGGCUUCAUAAGGACACAAAGACCGUUUAACUUGUCUUUUUGUACUUAAAUAGCAGCCUGCCCUUUAAGAUAACAGGAGCAAAAGAUCUCAGCA